AUGCCAGACAUCGCCGGUAGCCAGGAGCCGCUGCUGGGGCCAGCAUCGGCUAGUAGUCACGACGGCGGAAGCCGGGAGCGCAGAAAUUCUUACGGUUCUUCCUCUAGCAAAGACGAUGUGACAGUCACGGUGAGCCGCUCCGAAGAGGAGCCCGGCGUGCAUCAGGAUGGCAUUAAGCAGGCCGACGCCAUCAACCAAGUCUGGUCGAGAAACGCGCUGGUAGUCGCGUACUCCUUCAUGUUUCUAUGCUCGUUCGCGAACACGCUGCAGUACCAGAUCAUGUCGAACCUGAUGCCGUUCGUCGUCAGCGAGUUCCAAUCGCACUCGCUCAUCCCGACCAUCGGCAUCGUGGCCUCGAUCCUGAGCGGCGUCCUGAAGCUCCCCAUCGCCAAGCUCAUCGAUUCCUGGGGCCGGCCCCAGGGCCUCGCUUGCAUGGUCGUCCUCACCACCUGCGGGCUGAUCCUCAUGGCGACCUGCCGCAACGUCGAGACCUACGCCGCCGCCCAAGUCAUCCACCAGGUCGGCAUCAGCGGCUUCACCUACGUCCUCGACAUCAUCAUAUCCGACACCUCCUCCCUAAAGGACCGCGUCCUCGCCUUUGCUUUCAAUUCCUCCCCCACCCUCAUUACUACGUUCGUCGGCCCCUUGAUCGCCAUGGCCUUCAACCAGGGCGGCAACUGGAGGUGGGCGUUCGCCUUCUCCGCCGGGCUGUUCGCCCUGUUCUCGCUGCCCAUACUUGCCAUCCUGAUCCUUAACGCCCGCAAGGCGCGGCGGAUGGGCCUUCUUUCGAGGUCUGCCAACAGUGGCCCGUGGACCCUAUCCAGGUUCCGCCAAUUCCUGAUAGAUUACGAUGCUCUAGGGAUGUUCCUCGUUGCCGUCGGUUUAGCCCUCGUCCUGGUGCCCUUUUCGCUGUCGGGUACAGCGGUAAACGCCGGCGUCGCGAUCAUGCCUGUAUUCGGCGUCUUCUUCAUAGUAGCAUUCGCUCUGCACGAACGCCAGUCCCCGCGGCCGUUCAUUAAAUUCUCGCUUCUGUGCUCUCGCAACGUAGCCGGUGCUUGCCUGCUGUCCGUCGUCAUCUUCAUCGCGUACUUCUCGUGGGACGGCUACUACACCUCCUACCUGCAGGUGGUGCAUGACUUGACCCUGGCCCAGGCCGGCUACAUUGGCCACAUUUAUGGCAUCGGUUCUUGCCUCUGGGCUGUGGUCGUCGGAUACCUGAUUAGGCGUACCGACCGGUUCAAGUGGCUCGCCCUGUCUGCCGUGCCUGUGCACAUUCUCGGUGGCGCGCUGAUGAUCGUCUUCCGCCGGCCCGACACGAAUAUCGCAUGGGUUGUUAUGUGCCAGAUCCUCAUCACCAUUGGCGGUAGCACCCUUGUUCUGUGCGACCAGAUGGCCGUGAUGUCGGUUGCGGACCACUCGGAUCUCGCCUCCGUCGUGGCCCUCUUGGGGCUCGCUUACUACGUCGGUUCCGCAGUGGGCAGUUCGCUGAGCGGCGCCAUCUGGAACACGACGCUGCCCAAGGCGUUGGGCGAGCUCCUCCCGGACCUGUCCCCCGACGAGAUAGCCCUGAUUGGAUCGGAUCUCAAGAAACAGCUCAGCUAUCCUGUCGGUAGCGCCAUACGCGAUGCUAUCAUCGCCGCGUAUGGCAAGGCUCAAGUACGAAUGUGCAUCACCGGGACGCUAAUAACCCUACUUGAGAUAUUGGCCGUCAGUAUAUGGAAAGACGUUAGAGUCAGCAAGUCUACGCAGGUCCAAGGAACUGUACUAUAA
Durotheca rogersii is the source of this 1770-nucleotide messenger RNA. Its product is annotated as putative siderophore iron transporter mirB. The transcript is spliced from 3 exons. Gene Ontology annotation, biological process: transmembrane transport. The coding region runs from base 1 to 1770 and encodes 589 amino acids. The record is from RefSeq and is a predicted model, not a curated record. Gene Ontology annotation, molecular function: transmembrane transporter activity. NCBI's taxonomy places the organism in Eukaryota, Fungi, Ascomycota, Sordariomycetes, Xylariales, Xylariaceae.